AAACGAAAGAAAAAUCGGAAGAAAAAACCAGGUGGUGGUGACUUUGUUUAAAAAAAAAAAAGCGUAAUUAAAUUUCAAUAUAAAGCAAGCAUUCUCUAAGUUUCUUCUAUAAGAAAAAGAAAGAAAGAACAAUAACAAUAAUACCAACUACCACAAUUACGACAAAUGCCACCAACCGAUAAUAAUAAUAAUAAUAAUAAUAAUAACAACAACAACAACGGCAAAAACAGUAGUAGCAACCAAUACUACUAUUAAAAAAAACAAAGAGAUGUGUUAAAUGGAAAAGAAAAACAACAAAAAUGGAACUAAGUAAAACUAUUUUUACACUCCACCAUACCAUUGUUUAAACAAAGAAAGUAUAUUCAGUUUUUUCGAAUGUAUGCGACAUUCAGGAAUGAUUCAAGAAUGUCGCCAGACAAUCCUACACAAUUAUUAAGGACUCAUGAUUUGAGGCAAUUGCGUACCUUACCAAGUGUGACAACCGCCACUGUGGUGGCAACAGCCACCGCCGCCGCCGCCGCUGCUGCUGCUUCUAUUGCAUCUAAUACUACUGCAAAUGGUAUAAGAGGUGUACCGCCAUCGCUCUCGAGUAAUGCAACUAUAUUUUCUACGUCGAACAAUGUAACGAAUAACGGUAGUCAUAGCAAUAAUAACAACAAUAGUAAUUCGUCUUCAAUAAAUAAUAAUAAUAAUAAUAAUAAUAAUAAUAAUAAUACUGCAACAGCAAGCCAGCAUCAUUUAAGUAAUCUAUUGGCGGCAGCCAAUAACAAGGUUAACAACGCAAAUCAGAACUUGAAUCAUAAUUCAACGACGAAUAAUAAUAAUAAUUUCAACGGUUCAGUUGCGUUUGCCAGCGCCAAUACCAAUACCGUAACUAGCGCAAUGCCGUCCACUUCCAAGUACGUGUUGCUACAACAAAAUCGAAAUGGUUUAUUUACACCAUAUGAGGGCACAGCCAGUACGGGCUUUCCUCACAGUGCAGCAAGUACGAAUGGUUUGUUAAACGCUGUAAAUGCAUCGCCGGCUGGCAGUAUAGUAGUCUUGGCUACUGAACCAGUGGAUAUACAUCAUAAUAGUGGCAAUAAUGAAUCGCAAAUGAAUACUGGCACUACUUCGGCAACAAUUGCGGACAAUGAUGAAGAAUUGAGAUCAUUGGCUUGGUUAAAUAAUUCAAAUUUAAUUAAGGAAAUUGUUACCACUACUACUACAGCAAAUAAUGUGGCCGGUUUAGUUAAUAAACGCGCAAUAAUUAAUAAUAAUAGCAAUAGCCAAAAUAAUAUUUGUAUCGUAAGUGCCUCCAAUGCCGCUAAUAAUGCGAAAGCUCACGAUUUGAUAGAAGAACUGCCGCAUCAAGUUGUUAAUGAGGAGCAAGUUAUAGCAACCACUUCAGUUAUCCCUAGCGAAUUACCCAACGAUACCCAAAUCACUACAUUAAGUGUUAGUGAUUUUCAGCAGCAAUUUAAACGUUUCAGUGCUUCAGACCUAAAAGAUCAGUCCAUCUCUCAUGUUUACGGUAAUUUGGCUGCAUUAGGGGCCGCCACUAUGUACGUCGGUCCUAGCGGUACAACCACGGUGGUCGAGUAUAAGGCUGGCACAACAUUUUUACCCGCACGGCAACUUUUAAAUGGUGCUGCAACCAAUAGCAACGCUUCGAUGAACUCUACCUCCAUUGUAAAUGCCAACGGUAGUAAUAACAAUACAAACUCUUCCUUUGUGCCUUCUUCGUCUACUACAAACCAUAACAAUACGGUACUAGUAACAACCAAUACUACUAAUACGGGGUCCAAACAACUGACGCUAACUAAUAAUACUUCAAUAGUUGCCAAUGGCAAUUUGGGCCGCAACAGCAACAGUAGCAGCAGCAGCAAUAAUAACAACAAUACUAAUAACACAAUUUAUCAAGGCCACAGCAAUAACAAUAACAAUAAUAAUAAUAACAACAACAAUAAUAAUAAUAAUAAUAAUAAUAAUAAUAACAAUAAACAGUUACAAAAUGGAGCAAACAAUGCAACUAACAAUAGUCACAAUGGUAAUAAUAACACCAAUACCACGACCAGUUCCAUAAAUAAUGGCAGCAGUAGCGCCAGCAGCACGACUCAUCAUCCUCACAAAAAGUAUUUACGUGAGAAAAUGAAUGUGUUAGAUCAGGGUGGUGGCGGAAAUGCUUCUUCUUUAUCCUCUUCUUCUAAUUUACAAGUAACCACCAACCCUUCAAUGCCUACUCAAACUCUUUCGGUAACAUCUUGUACAACGUCUUUGGUAUCAGUAGGUUCCACCAUUACUGUGGUAUCGUCGCCCGCCUCUUCAAAUUCAUCGUUAUCUACAGCGGCAGUAAAUGGUGGCAAUAGUCCCCCCUUAAGUAAAGUCGGCAGUAAUGCAGCCACUUCAUUUUUUGCUUUGAGUGGCAAUCAAGCACCGAUAGCCUUAAACUAUACCAAUACGGGACAGGUGACGGCGGCUUCUUUCUUGGCUGUGUCUUCAGCGAACAACUCUUCCCCCCUCUCUUUAACGGCCGAUGGUCAUUCGAAUUCAAUAACAAGCAAUCAAAUACCAGCCGGCUACACAUUAGUUAAUCAUCCCGUGGCCGCACAACAUGUAUCAUCAUCAGCAGUCACUACCGCCACAACAGCAACAACAACGGUUUCAAUGCCUUUACAACAAGUGUUGGUAACUGCUACCUCUUUAAUGGCUUCGCAGGAGAUACAACAAACACCUUCUAUUCAGCAUACUACCAAAGAAUAUUAUACGCUCAGUACCCCACAACAACAACAACAACAACAACAGCAGCAGCAGCAGCAGCAACAACAGCAGCAGCAGCAACAUCAUCAUCAUCAUCAACAACAGCAACAGCAACAGCAACAACAGCAUCACCAACAGCAACAAUUACAGCAACAUCAAAUAAUGCGCAGUCCUACCUCUUACUCCAGUUAUGAUAAUGAUUCCUUAAAAGAUUUUGAAUUGUCACAAAGCAGAGUCAGCAAUUCAACGCCGCAUCAACAGCCAAGUCCACUAACACCUAGCAAACAUAAUCACAAUAGCCAACAGUCACAGAUGGCCAAUACAUCACAGAAACAAAAACAUCCCAAUAAUGUGCCAUAUGAUCCGUUGCUGCAUACCCAUAGCAAACCUCCAUAUAGUUUCAGUUCCUUGAUAUUUAUGGCCAUAGAAGGUUCUCAGGAAAAGGCAUUGCCUGUGAAGGAAAUCUACGCCUGGAUAGUACAGCAUUUCCCUUAUUUUAAAACUGCUCCUACUGGUUGGAAGAAUAGUGUACGCCAUAAUUUAUCAUUAAAUAAAAGUUUUGUUAAAGUAGAAAAAGCUCCGAAUAUGGGCAAAGGUUCUCUAUGGCGUGUUGAGCAGCAGCAACGGCAGAAUCUUAUACAAGCUUUAAAUCGUUCGCCAUUCUUCCAAAAUUCAGCGACUGUUGAUAAAGUUAGCGUUAAGAGUCCUGGUAACACUUCAAUACCGACAGUGGACUCUUACGAUGUCAUUGAUGGCGGUUGUAAAUCCUUAAAUACAUCCAACGCAUCCUCAUCUCAUAUCAAUUCGCGCUUUGAUCCGAAUCUAUUUCCAAAUCUUUCAAAAGCUUUUAAAGAUAUUAGCGAUGUAGUACCCGAUGUACCCGAUGAUGAAUAUCCGUCCGAUUAUAGUACAACAAUUAAAUCACAAAAUCAAAACAAUACAACAACUAAAUAUAGCUACAGUUCUAACAAUCAUCCCCAACAGAAUGGUAAUGUCAUUAAUGCCGGUCAAGUGUCGUCAACUAUCGCACCCGGCUCCGUAAUGGCCACAUUUAGCAAUUACGAGAGUAUGGAACGCUUGGCUAGAGACUGCGGUGCGGAGAGUAUAGAUGACGUUAAUGCUGCUACUGCUAUGUUAGCACUUAAACAUGGACCAAAAGUUUUCUCCGGAACCUUUCAAAAUGGUGCUCCAGUUAUUACUUCUUCCCCUAGCGAGGAUCAUACUUAUUCUGCUGGUGGCGGUGGAGUUGGCGGUGGAAGUAGUAGUGGUCCUGGCAGUGGUACCUCCACACCUCUUAUUAAUGGUUCUAGUUCACUAAUUGUAAAUGGGAGCGUGCACGCUCUAGGCUCAGGCUGUGUAGAUAAUCAAAGUAACUGUGCCUCUUCAGAUGCUGCCUACGAAAGUAGUGAAGAGUGUCAUAAUAUAACGCCCGAAGAACUUGAGGAUCAGCAACGCCAUCGUGACGGUGUGGAUGCUUUACUUUCACUAUCACUUUCGUCGGGCAUCGACACCGGUUCGAAUACAACCCAAAGCAGUCAAAAUUCUAGCCUUAACUCUAACUCACCGAGUAAAAGACCACCUUCCACCAGUGUUGAAGAAGAACACAUAUCCACAAUGGACAACAAUAGUAACUAUCACCUCAUACAACCGCAUAAUAUAAGUAAAAUGGCAUUGCUAAGUACAGCAGCCAAUGUCGCCUUUGCUGCAGUUAAUGGCAACAACGGUUCAGGACGAAACGCGAACCCGACACAUAGUACAAUGCUUGAUGAAGGCUUUAAUGCUCAAGGUUAUUAUAGCAAUCAAAAUAAUAACAAUACCGGUAAUGGUAUUGUAACUAAUGGUAAUUAUCAUCACGGUGUGGGUAAUGGAAAUAUGAGCGGCAGCUUACAUCAUCAUUAUCAAAAUCACAGCCAUCAUAAUCAUAACAACAGCUACAGUUUACAUUCUACGGCGACAACCGGUGGCAAUAAGAAACCAAAACCAUUACGCAGUUUGCGUACCAAAAUUAAACGUAAGGCGCCUUGGAUGAGUGUUUUACAUGCCACAAAUUGAUUGACAGAUAAAGUAUUUCCAUCCAAAACUAUGUCCUCCUAUACACUCGCUCGCCCUAAGCUAUUCAAACGCCCUCACCUUUUACUUUUCCAGCAAUAAUUCUCGCCUUCAACAAUAUCACUACCACAAUCAUCCAAAAGCGCCAUACAUACGCAAUCAAUUAUCAAUGAACUUAACUUUUCUGCCACAAAUCCUCCUCCCAAAUGAAAUUUUCCUUGUAUAGGCGCGAACAUCAAUUUUUACUCCCAAAGAGGAUACAUUACGUUAACAUGUUUAAAGACAUUAUCAACAUAAUAUAUGUUACGCAUAUACAUAUAGGCUAUAGAGAAAGAAAGACCGAUGUGAAAAAACUAUAGAUUGGGGAAAAGAGGGAGAAAGAGAAAGAUGUCUAUAUAUAUGUUAUAUCCUAGUGACUUAAGAAAUUUAGUGGAAAUUUGUUAUUAAUUAUCUUAAAUUUAAUUAAUAAGUGUUUACAUUUUUUUUUUUUUUAAUAUAUAUAUAUAUUUUUUUCUUUUUUUUUUUCCUUUUGCUAAUACAUACACCCGCAUGUAUAAACAUACAUGUGUGUUUAUGUAUAACAAAUUUAAAUCCAACAUAAAAUUGCAUAUAGAAUAUUUAAUAUAUAAAGAAAAUAAUAAAAAAUUUAAAUAUUACAAGAAGUAGACUUUAAGAAGAAGACACGUAAUGCGCAUAAAACCAAAAACAUAUAACCUGCAUACAUAUGUACAAGAUACGUAUAUAUAUAUACAUAAAUAUGUACGUACAUACAUACGUAUAUACGUGCGUAUAGUAUGAUCUAGUAGCACACAAACACAAUAUACAUAAACACACAUAUACUUAUUAACUUAACGCCUUAUUGAUGUCUACAGUUAAGUGACUAUAAUGAAAAACAACCAUUAAAAUAAAUAAAAAUUAACAAAUGUGCUCAGCGUCCUUAAACAACAACAACAACAACAAC
This is a messenger RNA of Glossina fuscipes, 5749 nucleotides long. RefSeq lists its product as uncharacterized. NCBI's taxonomy places the organism in Eukaryota, Metazoa, Arthropoda, Insecta, Diptera, Glossinidae. The transcript has 9 exons. The coding region runs from base 376 to 4791 and encodes 1471 amino acids. Gene Ontology annotation, biological process: regulation of DNA-templated transcription. Gene Ontology annotation, molecular function: cis-regulatory region sequence-specific DNA binding; DNA-binding transcription factor activity. The record is from RefSeq and is a predicted model, not a curated record. Gene Ontology annotation, cellular component: nucleus.